Lolium perenne is the source of this 1089-nucleotide messenger RNA. NCBI's taxonomy places the organism in Eukaryota, Viridiplantae, Streptophyta, Magnoliopsida, Poales, Poaceae. The record is from RefSeq and is a predicted model, not a curated record.
AUGGAACCGCAGCCGGUCAUCGGCCGCAGCAUGGACACGCUGCAGGCCAUCCUGCAGAGCCAGAACCAGAGCUGGGACCCCCGGAUGCUGCAGAUCGGCAUCGACUUCAUGCUCAUCUACGCCUACGACUACCUCCCCUCCCUGCCCGCCUACACCACCGCCCCUUUCUCGCGCGCCGGCGCGGCGUGGGUCCCUGCCGGCGUCGACCGCAUCGGCCUCCUCCCCGACCCGAUCCUCCGCGACAUCAUCUCCCGCCUCCCCGUCAAGGACGGCGCGCGCACCGCCGUGCUCGCCUCGCGCUGGCGCUCGCUCUGGCGCUCGGCGCCCCUUGUCCUUGACGACAUCCACUUCCUCACGGCCAUCGCCAAGGGUCCGGCUGGUCGGCCCUGCAUCGGCGACGAGCCUCCUGGCCUCGCCGACUCGGUCUCCCGCGUCCUCGCCACGCACCCGGGCCCCUUCCGCUCCGUCCACCUCACCUGCAGCACCAUGGAGGCGCACCGGGGCGAGGUGGCACGCUGGCUCGACGCCCUCGCUGCCAAGGGCGUCCAAGAGCUCGCCUUUAUUAACCGCCCGUGGCCGCUCGACAUCCGCCUGCCGGCCACGCUCUUCAGCUGCGCCUCCCUCACCCGCCUACACCUCGGCGUCUGGAGGUUCCCGGACACCGCCGCCGUCCCGCGCUCCGCCGCCUUUCCCAACCUCCGGGACCUCGCCCUCUCCUUCGUCAACAUGGAUGAACGCGACCUCACCUUCCUGCUCCACAGAAGCCCCGUCCUGGAGAUCCUCACUAUGAUUUUGCAGAUCGGAGUGCGCCUCCGACUCGCGAGCCGCACCGUGCGGUGCCUUCAGCUAUGCAUGACCAAGGUGGAGGACGUCGCCCUAGUGGAUGCCCCUUGCUUGGAGAUGUUCUUGCUGUUUAUGGCUGGGAUGAACGACGCGACCUCAUCCAGGAUCAAGAUUGGCCGUGCGCCCAACCUGCGCGUGCUGGGAUACCUUGAGCCAAGAGAGCAUGUGUUGGAGAUUGGCAACACUGUCAUCUCGGUCUGCAGCGCACUCCAUCUUAUAAUUUACCUGUGUCAGUUGACAAUGUAG